Messenger RNA from Heterocephalus glaber (naked mole-rat), 942 nucleotides. Its product is annotated as olfactory receptor 8K3. Gene Ontology annotation, molecular function: G protein-coupled receptor activity; olfactory receptor activity. NCBI's taxonomy places the organism in Eukaryota, Metazoa, Chordata, Mammalia, Rodentia, Bathyergidae. The record is from RefSeq and is a predicted model, not a curated record. Gene Ontology annotation, cellular component: membrane. Gene Ontology annotation, biological process: G protein-coupled receptor signaling pathway.
AUGGAGGGGCCCAACCUCACAGCGGUGACUGAGUUCAUCCUGCUGGGUGUCACAGAUCUCCCUGAGCUGCAAGCUCUACUGUUCCUCCUGUUCCUCAUCGUCUACCUGACCUCACUGCUGGGCAACCUGGGCAUGAUCAUCUUCAUCCAGUUGAACCCCAAGCUGCAAACUCCCAUGUACUUUUUCCUCAGAAACCUGGCUCUCACUGAUGUUGGCUAUUCUACAGCUGUUGGACCCAAAAUGCUGGCUAAUUUUGUGGUGGAUCAAAAUACAAUCUCCUAUUAUGGUUGUGCUACACACAUUGCUUUCUCUGUUGUGUUUAUUGCUUAUGAGGUUUUUAUUCUGUCUGUGAUGUCCUAUGACCAUUAUGUGGCCAUCUGUAACCCUCUCCUCUAUACUGUCAUCAUGUCACCAAGGCUGUGUUGGGUACUAGUGGGGACUCCCUAUCUCUACUGCACAUUUGUGUCUCUUCUGGUCACCAUAAAGAUAUUCACUUUGGCCUUCUGUGGAUACAAUGUCAUCAGUCAUUUCUACUGUGACACUCUCCCUUUGAUAUCUCUUGUCUUCUCAGACACAUAUGAAAUUGAAUUGAUAAUUGUGAUUUUUGCUGCUUUUGAUUUCAUUUCUUCUUUUCCGGUGGUCCUCAUGUUCUACCUGCUCAUCCUCAUAGCCAUUCUCAGGAUGAAGUCUGCAGAGGGCAGGCACAAGGCCUUCUUCACCUGUGGGUCCCACCUAACCAUGGUCACUGUGUUCUGUGGGAUGCUGAUAUUUAUGUACAUGCAGAGCAAGUCCCAUCACUCCAGUGACACUGACAAAGUGGAUUCUAUAUUUUACACCCUGGUCAUCCCUAUGUUGAAUCCUUUGAUUUACAGCUUGAGGAACAAAGAUGUAAAAUGUGCCCUACAAAGAUCAUGGAAAAAAACUAUGCAAUAUCUUUUCUAA